CGAUUAAUUGCACAGCCCUACUUUAAAGUCUCUGCGGCCAUUGUUCUAACAACAAAUAAUUCCUCAGAUAGAUGCCUUUUUGAACGAUCCAUUGUGUAAUGUUAUGGCUGCAAGUUGUCAGAAUGAACACAACUGAGUGUGUUGGACCUGAGAUUGUUGUGACAUAAAGUGACGAAAAAGCAAAGACUAAUUACGUCAAACUAACCCGCGAAAUCCGACCCGACAGCUCAAAUUAUAACUCAUUUUAUAAGCUUACUGUUGUGAUUUGGUGUAAGGCAAUGAGAGAGUUUUGAAUACUGAUUUUUUUUGUUAUGUUUAAAAAUAUAUAUCUGUUAAUUAAUGACACUUUGUAAUAGGCCUACCGGUGUGAUGCAUUUCUUCUUUUUUCAUUUCUUUUCCAUAAUUCCAUUAUAUGGAAAAGAGUUUCAAACAGGUUUGGAACUAUCAGAGAAGAUCUCCUGUGUAUUAAAGUCAUGGUGAUCUAAUAGUUCAAUUAUGAUUAGUUAUUUGUUAAUGCUGAGAUGCUUACGUUAUUUUGUGAUCAGCAUUGUGACAUCCUGCGUGUUUCAUUUUCACUCCUAACCCACAUGACACUCAAAACCAAAAUAGAUUUACAAAAGGAAUUGUGUGCAACUGGCCCCAGUCCCUUAAAAUGGCUAUUUCUUGUCAUAGAUGUUCCGGUAAUUAAAAGAUCUUCUCCGGAAAUAAAAAUGGUUGGUAAUUGUAGUCAAAGAUGAGGUUAGGUGUACAUCAGCGGCUUGAUGUUUGAGGUUCAUGGGUCAGACGUAUGAAUCAUCAUGCUGACGUUCUCAGGUGGACGGAGCUAGCGUUUCGUUUGCAUUGCCUUCGGAGGUGCUAUGGGGUCAUGACCCAUGACAUCUACAACAUCUCAUGUUGAUGCAUUUAGAACGGAUUUGUGUCAUUGCACAGAGAGCUUAUAAACGGUUGAGAUGGUCCUUCUUCUGUUACUUGAGAGGAGUCGGUCACCAUAUACGUCUGUCUCAAAUCAAGUCCUGUUUCCAGCCACAAUGGUCAGUGAUCGGAUCUUUCUUCUAACCGUAACCUGCUCCGUCUUAAUGCUACUAGUUAGCUGCGAUGAUGUUCUAGAGAUCCGCUCUCCAGAAGAUGACAUGAAAGCUCAAGAGGAGAAAGAACUGAUCGAGGCUCUUCAAGAAGUUCUUGAAAAACUGAGAAACAAACAGAUCCCCACUGCAGAGAAGAAGUUUGGUUGGGUCCCCUCGUGUGAUGCAGGUGAGCAGUGUGCGGUUCGCAAAGGCGCUCGCUUCGGGAAGCUGUGCAGCUGUCCAGGAGGAACCACCUGCAGCUUCUCCAUCCUCAAGUGUUUGUGAACACAUGCCUCAUUCUGUCAUCAUCCAGCGUUUUAUUGUAUGAUUGUUAGAGAUGUUCGUUGUUUCCCGUCAGUUGUAACGUUUUAUUAAUGCACACAUCAAAUAAA
Molecule: messenger RNA, 1456 nt
Organism: Sinocyclocheilus rhinocerous
Lineage: Eukaryota; Metazoa; Chordata; Actinopteri; Cypriniformes; Cyprinidae
Product: cocaine- and amphetamine-regulated transcript protein-like
Exons: 3
Coding region: 951-1349 (132 amino acids)
Biological process (GO): adult feeding behavior; G protein-coupled receptor signaling pathway; negative regulation of appetite
Molecular function (GO): neuropeptide hormone activity
Source: RefSeq, a predicted model, not a curated record